AUGGAGAAGUUGGGAGAGAUAGAGAUGAGAGAAAUGUUAUGUAGGUGUGAUUUGCACAGCAUCCGACCUGAAGAGCCUGUCAGCAGUCUGGUUAGUCCUGUGCCAGCUCCCCGCACUUGCCCUGAAGUGCAUGUCACCAGUCCGGUGCCAUCUGUGCCGGCUCCACGCACCAGGCCUCCAGUGCGUCUCCCCAGCCCGGUACAGCCGGUGCCAGCUCCCCACCCCCGCCCUGAAGUGCGUGUCACCAGUCCGGUGCCACCUGUGCUGGCUCCACGCACCAGGCCUCCAGUGCGCCUCCCCAGUCCCGCUCCUAGGCCGGAGCCUUCCUCUGUGCCGGUGCCCAGUCCAGGCACGGCGUCUAGUCCAGCUCACAGCCCGGAUCCUUCCUCUGCGCCGAUGCCCAGUCCAGCCUCAGCAACCUCACCAGCCUCAGCAACCUCCCCAGCCUCAGCAACCUCACCAGCCUCAGCAACCACCUCAGCCUCAGCAACCUCCCCAGCCUCAGCAACCUCCCCAGACUCAGCAACCUCCCCAGCCUCAGCAAUCCUCCCAGACUCAGCAACCCCUCAGCCUCAGCAACCCCCCAGCCUCAGCAACCUCCCCAGCCUCAGCAACCACCCCAGACUCAGCAACCACCCCAGCCUCAGCAACCUCACCAGCCUCAGCAACCUCCCCAGCCUCAGCAACCUCCUCAGCCUCACAACCUCACCAGCCUCAGCAACCACCCCAGCCUCAGCAACCUCCGCAGCCUCAGCAACCCCCCAGCCUCAGCAACCUCCCCAGCCUCAGCAACCACCUCACUCAGCAACCUCCCCAGCCUCAGCAACCACCCCAGCCUCAGCAACCCCCAGCCUCAGCAAGCACCCCAGCCUCAGCAACCUCCCCAGCCUCAGCAACCUCUGCAACCUCCCCAGCCUCUGCAACCUCCCCAGCCUCAGCAACCUCCCCAGCCUCAGCAACCUCCUCAGCCUCACCAGUCUCCGCAAUCUCCCCAGCCUCUGCAACCUCCCCAGCCUCAGCAACCUCCCCAGCCUCAGCAACCUCCUCAGCCUCACCAGUCUCAGCAACCUCCCCAGCCUCUGCAACCUCCCCAGGCUCUGCAACCUCCCCAGCCUCAGCAACCUCCUCAACCUCCCCAGCCUCAGCAACCACCUCAGCCUCAGCAACCACCUCAGCCUCAGCAACCUCCCCAGCCUCAGCAACCUCCCCAGCCUCAGCAACCUCCUCAACCUCCCCAGCCUCACAACCACCUCAGCCUCAGCAACCUCCUCCAGCCUCAGCAACCUCCCCAGCCUCAGCAACCUCCCCAGCCUCUGCAACCUCCCAGCCUCAGCACCUCCCCAGCCUCAGCAACCACCUCAGCCUCAGCAACCUCCCCAGCCUCAACUCAGCAACCUCACCAGCCUCACCAGUCUCAGCAACCUCCCCAGCCUCAGUAACCUCACCAGCCUCACCAGUCUCAGCAACCUCCCCAGCCUCAGUAACCUCACCAGCCUCACCAGUCUCAGCAAUCUCCCCAGCCUCAGUAACCUCACCAGCCUCACCAGUCUCAGCAACCUCCCCAGCCUCAGUAACCUCACCAGCCUCACCAGUCUCAGCAACCUCAGCAGCCUUCACGUUAUUUCCCCAUUUUAA
This is a messenger RNA of Oncorhynchus masou masou (cherry salmon), 1635 nucleotides long. RefSeq lists its product as uncharacterized. The coding region runs from base 1 to 1635 and encodes 544 amino acids. Lineage: Eukaryota; Metazoa; Chordata; Actinopteri; Salmoniformes; Salmonidae. The transcript has 5 exons. The record is from RefSeq and is a predicted model, not a curated record.